This is a messenger RNA of Glycine soja, 435 nucleotides long. Its product is annotated as RING-H2 finger protein ATL52-like. NCBI's taxonomy places the organism in Eukaryota, Viridiplantae, Streptophyta, Magnoliopsida, Fabales, Fabaceae. The transcript has a single exon. The record is from RefSeq and is a predicted model, not a curated record. The coding region runs from base 1 to 435 and encodes 144 amino acids.
AUGGAACUCUAUCCUUGGCUUCUCAUAACUGGAACACUGGUAAUUUCUUUCACAUUUUUCACUCUCACCAUGCUCGGAUGGUGCAUUAAUACCAAUCACACGCGAUCCCUUCCUCCAGCAGGCUUAUCUUUUGAUGAUAAGUUCUCUCCUUGCAUGAGUUUAGAGUCUCAUUCAAUUACCUUCCAUUACAAGGCUGCAGAAGGCACAAACCAGACUGAAUGUGUUAUCUGCUUGACAAGUUUUGAAGAAGAGGAAAGUGUAAGGAAGCUUCACACUUGCAGGCACAUCUUCCACACCUCUUGCAUUGAUAAGUGGCUUGGCUCUCAUUCUGGCUGUCCACUGUGCCGCACUCAGAUUGACAAAGUGAAUUCACCAAAUAGCAGAGUGGCUUUGGAAGAAAAUGAUCGUAUGAUCAUGGUCAUUGUUAACUCCUGA